Messenger RNA from Synchiropus splendidus (mandarinfish), 966 nucleotides. RefSeq names its product protein disulfide isomerase Creld1 (gene creld1a). Gene Ontology annotation, molecular function: calcium ion binding. The record is from RefSeq and is a predicted model, not a curated record. Lineage: Eukaryota; Metazoa; Chordata; Actinopteri; Syngnathiformes; Callionymidae. The coding region runs from base 94 to 786 and encodes 230 amino acids. The transcript has 6 exons.
ACUUGUAAAACGUUCUUAAAGUUUCAUGGAAUCAUUCAGUCAGUUUGUGCGCGAAGAGGAGAGCAUCCCUGUGGUGGGUUACCAAGGCAACAGAUGGGACCAAGGACGCUGCAGGUCACCUGGCUGUGUGUGCUGGUGUUAGAGGCGUUCGGCUGCCCGGAUGCCUGCGCUAGGUGCGCGCUCACGCCCGCUGACCAGUGUGAGGAAUGCAGGGUUGGGUGGCAGCUCCAUCAACACACCUGUGUAGAUGUUGAUGAGUGCGAUGGUGAGCCGGGCCGCUGUCCUUCCAGCAGCUACUGCGUCAACACAGAGGGGUCCUUCAAGUGCAGAGACUGUGACCAAGCUUGCGUGGGCUGCAUGGGAAGUGGAGCGGCUCGCUGUCGGAAGUGUGCGGCCGGCUUCAGGAUGACCGGAGCCAAGUGUCUGGAUGUAGACGAAUGCAGCGACCUGGUUCUGGCUUGUCCCGGUCUGAAUGAGAUUUGUAUCAACACUGCUGGUUCCUAUCACUGCCAAUGUGCCGAGGGAUUCAUUGCCAAGGACAAGGCCUGCGUGAAGAAGCAGCUUCCAGGAGUUGAGGAGAAGGGACUGUUUGAGGACAUCCAGGAGGAUGAGGUGGAGGUUCUUCAGCAGAUGUUCUUCGGGGUGGUCCUCUGUGCUCUGGCGACUCUGGCCGCAAAGGGAGAUCUGGUCUACACAUCUGUCUUUGUGGGCGCCGCCGCCGGCAUGGCAGGUUACUGGCUCUCUGACAGGGGACACCGCUUGUUAGACAACCUCGUAAAGAGGUGAAGUUGUUACUCUUUCCUGUGCUAAAACUAUCUCUUCAUUCAUAAGGGAAAAACAAAUGAAGAAACGUAUAGCUGUGUGCUUUCUUUAUGUAGCACUGACAAAAGAUGUCCAUGUUAUGAGACAGUUAAACAAGUCUCGGCAGUUAAAGCUAACACUUCAUUAUGUUUGUAUGUGUAAUGA